AUGGAUUUCUUACUUCAUUUGAAUGCCUAUCACGCACUCAAGAAUCAAUCUCAAAAUUCCGAAACGGAAAGUGUUUUAACGAAACGACAACUUCAACGCACCGAAAAACAAGCAAGAAAUGACCAUCUGGAACUUGUCAAACAAAAACAGUCGCUACAAAGCUAUCAAGAGGAAUUGCAAACUAGGUACAGAGUCUUGCAACAAAAAUUGCAAACACAACAACGCGAGCAGGAGCAAAUGAAAACAGAAUUAACCAACAAAAUUGAGAAUCUUAUUAAGGAUGGCAAAACUAUGGAACAAAAUUUUGCAUUGCUCAUAAAACAAAAAGAUGGAGAUAUUGAGAAUUUAAGAUCUAGAAUGGACAUUGAAACCAAACAACAUUCAAUUGUAAAGAAAGACUUGGAGCAAUCGAUUGAAGAGCUAAAGAGACAGAUUUCUGAGAAGGAAAAGAAAAUUGAGUCACUUAUUUCUGAGAUACACUCCCUACAAGAAAAGCUUCAAGAAACCAUCACAACAAGCAAACAUGAAAUUGAGACAUUGGAACAUCAAACUGCCGCACUUCACGCAGAACUGGGAGAAAUGAAAUUAUCCUUUGUCACUGAAAAAGAAAAUUUGAUGAAGCAAAUUUCUGACACGGAACACCAAUUAAGUCUAGCACAACAAGAACAUGCCUCUCUUCAGUCAACAUAUAACUCUACUCUCCAAGAUUUACACAAUGUCACUCAACAGUUAGAAGGAAAGAAUGAAGAAAUUUCUAGCAUUAAUUCCCAACUCUCCAUGUCACAGUCUGAAGCAUCUAGAUUGAGAAACGAAUCCACACAAACCAAGAGUAAAUUAGAAACAACGGAACAAACAGUAGCUUCACUCACAAAACAAUUACGAGAAAGUCAAGAACAACUUAACUCCAUUCAAAAGACUCUCACAAAUAAGGAAUCUGAGCUUCAACGAUCAGAAAACUCGCUAUCAGAACUCAGAGAGACACUGCUCCAAAAAGAAAGCCAAAUACAGAAGGAAGAAAGUGAAUUCCGUGCUCUGGAAAACUCUCUAAGACAAGAAGUAUCAUCUCUCAGUACAGACGUCUCCAACUUAAAGUCACAGCUCGAAAGUCUCGAAAAAUCGAAGCAAACUCUCCAAGAGGCUAAAGAACAGGAAAUUUCUCUUCUUCAAUCCAACAUUUCUCAAAAACAAAAGAAUAUUGAAGAAUUGGAGAGAGAGAAGGAACAAAUCCUACUCGAUAUGAAACAAACAACAGAGGCAUUGAAUAGUCGUAUCUCAGAACAGGAACACAAUCUUAAAUUACAAAAGGAGCAGAGCGACUUUAUGAAAGAAAAUCUAGAGCACACUAUAUCAGAAUUGCAAAAUACCAUACUGAAAAGAGAACAAGAGAUUCAAAAGGCUAGUGAGGAUCAUCACCAAAAAGUAGAGGAACUUCAACUCUCCAUUAACUCCUUAACUCAAGGUUUGUCACAGAAAGAGAUGGAAAUGUCACGUCAACGUGUUUCCUUCGAGUCACAAACGGAUACACUGUAUUCCCAAAUUGAAGAGUUAAAGAAGAAUCUUUCCAAGAAGGAAAUGGAGCUGUCUCGAAAAGAGCAAGAAAAAUCUCAAGAAAUUGCAGAGCUCAAUAGCACUCUCGAUCACAUGAGAAAUAUUCUGAGCAAAAAGGAAGAAGGUCUUCACGAAAAAGAAGAGGAAGCCACAUCGUAUAUUGAAGGUUUAAAUAAGAUCAUUAACGAUCUAAGAAAUACCAUCACCAACAAGGAGACAGAAUAUAAGAGACUUGCAGAGGAACAUAAAAAGGAAGUUGACUCUCUUAAUGACAUUAUCUCACAGCUCAGAUCAGAAAUAAUGACUCUAAAAGAAAAAGAUCUCCAACGGGAAGACACCAUUAAUAAGUUGAAUAUGGAAAUUUCCAAGCUCAACACUGAGAAAGAGAGUAUGGCUACAAAAGAAGAAAGCAAGAUCAAAAAGGAGGAAAACUCAUUGAAAGAAAAGCUCGAAGAAGUAUCAAGAAAUGUCACAAGAUUGAAGUCCUUGUUAGACAAAGAACGUGAAGAAAAGGUAAAGCUCAGUAACGAGAAGAGUAAACUCGAAAACGACGUUAAGAAGGCAAUGUCGCUGCUCACAAGUAGCAACAACAAUCAUGCUCAUGAGGUAACUCUUCAUUCAACAGUCAACAAUAAGAUUCAAGCAUAUGACGACAAAAUCAAAGAAUUAUCAAUGACUCUCGCAAAGGUGCAGAAGUUGUACCAAGAAAAGGUUACAAAACUCGUUAAAGAUAAGCGCAAUAUGCAAUCAGAACUCAACAAGCAACCCGUAACAACAACAAAUGGCACUACAACAAAACCCAACAUUGCCACUCCUGAAGUACCUUCCGUGCAUAUUUUCAACCCUAUUGGAACUCCAAUUUCUAAAAACACUUCAUCAACCCAUGAUGUUCCAGAGACCCCUCCAAAACAAAUCUCCACUCCUGUCACUCCAAAUGUAAACACUCCAUCCACACCUAAUUCUACCGCAACGACUUCAACACCUCCUGUUGCUCUCUCUCCAGCCAUCCAAUUCCUUCUCAGAAUGAAACAAGAAGGUUUCAAAAUUGAGGAAAAGCCUUACUAUUCUGAGCUCAUGGAAACCAUGAAAGGCAAGUCAGUAAUGGCUUUAUUCAGAAGAGCUCAACAAGCUAUUCCUGGCGAUUUAGAUCCAAAAGAUUUGUAUUACUACACUGAGAAGGCUAUUGGCAAAUGGAUAUCAAAUAUUUGUAAAGAAGAAUACGAUACCACUUGGACAUUAUAUGAUAAUUUGAAGGAUGGUGUGUUGUUUUGUAAAAUAGUGAACAACUACAUCUUCCCAGAAUAUUCCAGCCCAUCGAACAACAACACUCCAGUUUGUGUUUUCAAGUUACCAGUGAAUAAGCAAAUUGAAUCUGAAAAUGUAGCACAAUAUAUGAAGUUUUGUACCGUGCUGAACGUUAAACCAUUAUUCACGUAUGAGCAACUUGCCAAGACCUCCACCAGCUCUUCAGAGAAGCAAUUAAUUUUACAAAACUUGUGCAUGUUGUUUGAAUUGAGUAUGGUGUGUCAACAAAACAAGAAGAGAAAAUUCGAAUUUAUUGAAAUUUUGAAAAAGAACCUCUCGUCACGUACGAGUGUUGAUAGAGUUUCCAGUACGACCACAGCUUCAAACACUUCUUCAACCACAAGCACUCCACCUCCAUCCAACAAUGGCACUCAUGAUCAAGAAACUGCCGAGCACAACAAGAAAACAAGUCGAUUCAGUUUAAGCCCGGGAGGUUUGACCGGAAUCAAAGAUACCAUCAAAGAUUCCUUCUUCAAGAACCUUACUCAUCUUAAGGCAGGAAAAGAAACCACCAAGCCACUCAUUGAAGAAGAAAAACCUGCAGAUGAAUACUUUGACUGA
Messenger RNA from Naegleria fowleri, 3414 nucleotides. RefSeq lists its product as uncharacterized. The coding region runs from base 1 to 3414 and encodes 1137 amino acids. The transcript has a single exon. The record is from RefSeq and is a predicted model, not a curated record. NCBI's taxonomy places the organism in Eukaryota, Heterolobosea, Eutetramitea, Acrasida, Naegleriidae.